UACUGUGUCUGGUACAUCUUUAGGCAUCAGUACCAUGAUGACUUCAGCAAGUAGUACACACGCGAGCAGCAAUCCAUCGAUCAACCUGUCUCUUACUUCGACUAGUCCUUUUAUGUAUAUCGGUAACACGACGACCCCGUUAGUCAGCGCGCCAUCAGUCAUUACAUUUCAAACUCCGUCGAUGACCUCUUACGUCACCGACGAACAAACUACAAUUGAAAAUACGAAUCCUCCUUUUACUCAAUAUCCGGUGUUGCGUCCGGAUUUAGGAUUUGCAGUAUAUGUGGUGGAAUUUGUUCUUGUAAUAAACGCAAAAUAUGACCCUUUAAUUGAAAAGGAUGAGAGUUUCUUGGAGGAUCUUCGCACCAAGUUGAACACGAACAUGUUCAAUAACACACCAGGUUACAGCUUUACACUCAGCUUUAGUGAAGGAAGCAUAAAAUGCCACAUUGAGGCGAGAUUUAAUCAAAGUGCAGUGAUGAUUGCAAAUAAAAACAUCACGACGGUUCUUCAACAAAUUGACGAUAACGUACGGUCGAUUCGAAACAUCUCAACAACACGUGGGGAAGUGAAAACACUGGAUCUGCAACAAAAUGUUAAAGAUAUAAGAGCGAGAGUAAUGGCCCUCAAAGACCAAUGCAGCCUUAUCACAGGCGCAUGCCGGCCAGACUAUGAAUUAACAUGCCUUAACGGUGACGUGUCACGGGGCUCUUGUGUGCACAAAUGCGUCACAACUCAGUCAAUUGACUAUUGUGGCAACCAUGGGACCUGCUUCUAUGACUUUGGAAACGACGUACUGGCUUGCAAGUGCGAUCAGACAUCAUACCACGUGUAUCACGGGUCACGCUGCGACGAGAUGACAGCAACCCAGAAGUAUGUGCUCACCAUGUCAUUGGGGAUAGGCGGUGGCGUGGUGUUCGUCCUGCUGAUCAUCAUCAUAUGUGUGUGCAUCCGCAAUUAUAGAAACAAGAAUAAACACAACAUCAGUGAUUAUGGUGUAUCUAGAUGGGAUGAGCCACCGACAGGCCGUAUAGCGACACUAAAGGAUCUCAGUUUCCGAUCCCAUCCCGGCAAAACAGGGUCGACAUACGGGCGUUACCACCGUACACCGGGUCAUGUCAACAUGGCAUUUGAGCCUGUAUUUAGCGGAAGUGGGCGUUUGCGCCAAGGAAUGUACCUCCCCUCACCGGACGAAGAUGACUUCUACAACACGCCGUCAUUUAUGCGCAUAGAUCCCGCAGCUGAUUACUCUAUUCAAAGACCACAGGUGUCGACAAGACCCAGCGAGAUUUACAGACAACUUUACUCCGACACCCAUUCAGAAUUUCCCAAAGACAGAUCUAGACAGAUGUCGAAAGGACCACAACCAUCAUCUGGAAUUGAAAUAAGAACAAUGUUGUAGUGAGCUUUUGUGAGUGUUUAUGGUGCAUAUCAAGGUCAUUAACCCAUGUAUGUCUAGUGGACUCUUCCAUCCUUCAAAAUUGGAUCAAUUUAUUUCCAAAAUUAGGGAUGUCUAGUAUAUUUAUUUCUAUAUUUAGAAUAUUUCUUACAGAAAUUCCUUUAAGCAAACAGCGCAGACCCAGAUGAGACGCCGCAUCAUGCGGUGUCUCAUCUGGGUCUACGCUGUUUGCCAAGGCCUUUUUUCUAGACGCUAGGCAUAAAUGGGAUAAUCGAAGUGCAAUUAGGAUUUGUAUCCCGUUAGGCCACCAAGAACGCCCUUUGUGUCAUAAUUUGUUUGCAAUUUUUGUUGUAGUAUAUAGCUUUGACCAUAUAAUUAUUUUGUCGUAAAAUAUGUUUUAAUCCUGGCAAAUAUUUCUAUGUGAAUAGGUUCGUAAAUGCAUUGUAACACACAUGUAGCUUGCGAUUGGUAAAUAAUUGAUUUAAUUUGCAUUACAAGUGCAAACAUUUUCUGAGGCAAAAUUUGUCUUAAUAGACUGUUUCGGACUAACAAGAAAGAAACUGAUAGCCUUAUCAUGCCAAGAGAAUAUCAUCCCCAUUAAACGCUUUUAGUACAACACGUAAUUAUUGUGUAAAAAUGUUUUAUUGCGUUCAUACGUAAUCGGAAAUUUUAUGUUGAAUAUCAACCGGUGCUUAUCUUCCAGAAUCUCCCGUAAGAAAAUUUUAAUCUCAUUUGUUUAUUAAUUCAAUCUUGACUUUCAUAUUUGAAUAAUCAUAAAUCAUAUAUGUUUAUAUUUAUAUUUCAAUCAUUUGAAAUCUUCAAUCAUUCACACAGAGAGAUAAUCGCUGGUGGAUGCCAUAUUAUAUUUUUUUAAGUCAUCUUUAUAUGCAUUACAGUUGGUUCAAUUGUAUAAUUUGAACAAAUAUUUUAUCUAAGUUGGUUAUCAUUUUAAGGACAUGAAAUUAUUUCAUAUUACAUAUUUUAAGUUUGUGUAUAUAUUCUCAUCAGAUGUGGGAAAACGCGUUCUAUCUUUAUUGGUAAAAUAUGUGGUGUUUAUGUAUACAUUUUAAAGUAUAAAUAUCAAAUAAUCUAGCUAGAUAUAGAUCAAAAUGUUAUCAAUAAAAACUGUUGUUGA
Molecule: messenger RNA, 2534 nt
Organism: Dreissena polymorpha
Lineage: Eukaryota; Metazoa; Mollusca; Bivalvia; Myida; Dreissenidae
Exons: 10
Coding region: 35-1402 (455 amino acids)
Source: RefSeq, a predicted model, not a curated record